AUGUUUUACCGGUCACGUGUUCCUCGGUUCCUCAAAGGAUCAAAGAUCAACCGUUUACCGGAACUGAGCGGGACGUCCACCUUCUCCCGGGGGUCCAGCGUCUUAUACCCGGGAUCCAGUGUCUUCUCCCCGGGAUCCAGCCUCUUCUCCCCGGGCUGCAGUGUCUCCUCCCCGGGCUCCAGCGUCUUCUCCCCGGGCUCCAGCGUCUCCUCCCCGGGCUCCACCGUCUUAUACACGGGAUCCAGCCUCUUCUCCCCGGGCUCCAGCGUCUCCUCCCGGGGGUCCACCAUCUUCUCCCCGGGCUCCAGCGUCUUCUCCCGGGGCUUCACCAUCUUCUCCCGGGGCUCCAGCCUCUUCUCCCGGGGCUCCAGCCUCUCCUCCCCGGGCUCCAGCCUCUCCUCCCCGGGCUCCAGCCUCUUCUCCCGGGGGUCCACCGUCCUCUCCCCGGGAUCCAGCCUCUUCUCCCCGGGCUCCAGCGUCUUCUCCCCGGGCUCCAGCGUCUUCUCCCCGGGCUCCAGCCUCUUCUCCCCGGGCUCCACAGUCUUAUACCCGGGAUCCAGCCUCUUCUCCCCGGGAUCCAGCCUCUUCUCCCCGGGCUCCAGCGUCUCCUCCCCGGGCUCCAGCCUCUUCUCCCCGGGCUCCACAGUCUUAUACCGGGGAUCCAGCGUCUUCUCCCCGGGCUCCAGCCUCUUCUCCCCGGGCUCCACCGUCUCCUCCCGGGGCUUCACCAACUUCUCCCGGGGAUCCAGCGUCUUCUCCCCGGGAUCCAGCCUCUCCUCCCCGGGCUCCAGCCUCUUCUCCCCGGGAUCCAGCGUCUCCUCCCCGGGAUCCAGCCUCUUCUCCCCGGGCUCCAGCCUCUUCUCCCGGCCCUUCACCAUCAUCUCCCCGGGCUCCAGCGUCUCCUCCCCGGGCUCAAUCCUCUUCUCCCCGGGAUCCAGCCUCUUCUCCCCGGGAUCCAGCCUCUCCUCCCGGGGCUUCACCAUCUUCUCCCGGGGCUCCAGCCUCUCCUCCCCGGGCUCCAGCCUCUUCACCGCCGGGUCAAGACGUUUCUCAUCGAGCCCACAAAUGCCCCAGAAGCAGAAAAGCGUGAAGAACCAGGUGAAGGCCCAGGUGAAGAACCAGGUGAAGAACCAGGUGAAGGCCCAGCAGCCCGGAGCAGAGCCCGAGGCCUCCGGUCCGGUGGUUCGAGACCGGCUCGGUGGCCUCACCAUCACGGUGCACGCCAAGCCCGGCGCCAAGCACAGCGCCAUCACAGACGUGUCCGAGGAGGCGGUGGGAGUUUCCAUCGCUGCCCCCCCCACGGACGGAGAAGCCAACACUGAGCUGAUUCGCUUCCUGGCUCAAGUUCUGGACCUGAAGAGAAGUCACCUGUCUCUCCACAAGGGCUCCAGGUCCAGGGACAAGCUGGUCCGAGUGGACUCGUCCCUCAGUGUGGAGGAGGUGUUGAGGAGGCUCAGAGGAGACGCACACACGUGACCUGUAAUAAGAAGUGGUUUCACAGCUGGACCAGAGGGACGCCGGAGCAUCACCAUGACGACGGGAUGCGUGUGAACGUCUGAUGUGUCACAUGAUUAAAUCAACUGCUGAGGAAGAUUAAACAGAUUCUGAGCUGAAGGAUUAAAUAUUAAACAUGU
Limanda limanda (common dab) is the source of this 1634-nucleotide messenger RNA. It is a transcript of the gene c8h15orf40, whose product is annotated as chromosome 8 C15orf40 homolog. The transcript is spliced from 5 exons. Gene Ontology annotation, cellular component: cytoplasm. The record is from RefSeq and is a predicted model, not a curated record. The coding region runs from base 1 to 1476 and encodes 491 amino acids. NCBI's taxonomy places the organism in Eukaryota, Metazoa, Chordata, Actinopteri, Pleuronectiformes, Pleuronectidae.